AUGCGGCAGCGUGUGGCACAACGUGUAGCUACCGAAACUUCCGAGCAACGAGAGCGACGUCUGCAAGAUAUGCGGCAGCGUGUGGCACAACGUGGAGCUACCGAAACUUCCGAGCAACGAGAGCGACGUCUGCAAGAUAUGCGGCAGCGUGUGGCACAACGUGGAGCUACCGAAACUUCCGAGCAACGAGAGCGACGUCUCGUGUGGCACAAACGUGGAGCUACCGAAACUUCCGAGCAACGAGAGCGACGUCUGCAAGAUAUGCGGCAGCGUGUAGCACAACGUGGAGCUACCGAAACUUCCGAGCAACGAGAGCGACGUCUGCAAGAUAUGCGGCAGCGUGAGGCACAACGUGUAGCUAGCGAAACUUCCGAGCAACGAGAGCGACACAAGCAACGAGAGCGACGUCUGCAAAAUAUGCGGCAGCGUGCAUCUCAGCGUGUAGGUACUGAAAAUGACGAGCAACGAGAGCAAAAUCUGCAAGAUAUGCAGCAGCGUGCAUCACAGCGUGUAGCUACUGAAAAUAACGAGCGACGAGAGCGACAUCUGCAAGAUAUGCGGCAUCGUGUGGCACAACGUGUAGCUACCAAAAAUUACGAGCAACGAGAGCGACGUCUGUAA
Messenger RNA from Homalodisca vitripennis (glassy-winged sharpshooter), 621 nucleotides. Its product is annotated as trichohyalin-like. Bases 1 to 621 code for a protein of 206 amino acids. The transcript has 3 exons. The record is from RefSeq and is a predicted model, not a curated record. Lineage: Eukaryota; Metazoa; Arthropoda; Insecta; Hemiptera; Cicadellidae.